UUCCCGUGGGGCGGGGGACCCGCGGCGCACGCAGUCGGGAUAUUCUGCUGCAGCCGCGAAGCCGGGGGCCAGGAGCUGGAGCAGGAGCGGCAGCCGGGAUCGCAACCCGCCGGCCCGCUGCAGUCAUGGGCAACCGCGGGAUGGAAGACCUCAUCCCUCUGGUCAAUCGGCUACAGGACGCCUUCUCCGCCAUCGGCCAGAACGCGGACCUCGACCUGCCGCAGAUCGCCGUGGUGGGCGGCCAGAGCGCCGGCAAGAGCUCGGUGCUGGAGAAUUUCGUGGGCAGGGACUUCUUGCCCCGAGGGUCUGGCAUCGUCACACGACGUCCCCUGGUUCUGCAGCUGGUUAAUUCUACCACAGAAUAUGCCGAGUUCCUGCACUGCAAGGGGAAGAAAUUCACCGACUUCGAGGAGGUGCGCCUGGAGAUCGAGGCUGAGACUGACCGGGUCACCGGCACCAACAAAGGCAUUUCGCCGGUGCCCAUCAACCUGCGGGUCUACUCGCCCCACGUGCUGAACCUGACUCUAGUGGACCUGCCUGGAAUGACCAAGGUUCCGGUGGGGGACCAACCUCCCGACAUCGAGUUUCAGAUCCGGGACAUGCUUAUGCAGUUCGUCACUAAGGAGAACUGCCUUAUCCUGGCUGUGUCCCCGGCCAAUUCGGACCUGGCCAACUCGGAUGCCCUCAAGAUCGCCAAGGAGGUGGAUCCCCAGGGUCAGCGCACCAUUGGGGUCAUCACCAAGCUGGACCUGAUGGAUGAGGGCACCGAUGCUCGGGAUGUGCUGGAGAACAAGCUGCUCCCUCUGCGCAGAGGCUACAUCGGAGUGGUGAACCGCAGCCAAAAGGACAUAGACGGCAAGAAGGACAUCACAGCCGCCUUGGCUGCUGAGCGCAAAUUCUUUCUUUCUCACCCAUCCUACCGCCACCUGGCUGACCGCAUGGGCACGCCCUACCUGCAGAAGGUCCUCAACCAGCAACUGACCAACCACAUCCGGGACACACUGCCGGGGCUUCGGAACAAACUGCAGAGCCAGCUGCUGUCCAUUGAGAAGGAGGUGGACGAGUACAAGAACUUCCGACCGGACGACCCAGCGCGCAAGACCAAGGCCUUGCUGCAGAUGGUCCAGCAGUUUGCAGUUGACUUCGAGAAGCGCAUCGAAGGUUCUGGAGACCAGAUCGACACUUACGAACUGUCCGGUGGAGCCCGCAUUAACCGGAUCUUCCACGAACGCUUUCCUUUUGAGCUGGUUAAGAUGGAGUUUGAUGAGAAGGAACUCCGAAGAGAGAUCAGCUAUGCCAUCAAGAACAUUCAUGGCAUCAGGACGGGCCUCUUCACACCUGACCUCGCUUUUGAAGCCACAGUGAAAAAGCAGGUGCAGAAGCUUAAAGAGCCCAGUAUCAAGUGUGUGGACAUGGUAGUCAGUGAACUCACAUCCACCAUCAGAAAGUGUAGCGAAAAGCUCCAGCAAUACCCACGUCUUCGGGAGGAGAUGGAGCGUAUAGUGACCACCCACAUCCGGGAACGCGAGGGCCGCACCAAGGAACAGGUCAUGCUUCUCAUCGACAUCGAGCUGGCUUACAUGAACACCAACCAUGAGGACUUCAUAGGCUUUGCCAAUGCUCAGCAGAGGAGCAACCAGAUGAGUAAGAAGAAGACUUCAGGGAACCAGGAUGAGAUUCUGGUCAUCCGGAAGGGGUGGCUGACCAUCAACAACAUUGGCAUUAUGAAAGGAGGCUCCAAGGAGUACUGGUUCGUGCUGACUGCUGAGAACCUGUCCUGGUACAAGGAUGACGAGGAGAAAGAGAAGAAGUACAUGCUAUCUGUGGACAAUCUGAAGCUUCGUGAUGUGGAGAAAGGAUUCAUGUCAAGCAAGCAUAUUUUUGCCCUCUUCAAUACAGAGCAGAGGAAUGUCUACAAGGAUUACCGGCAGCUGGAGCUGGCCUGUGAGACACAGGAGGAGGUGGACAGCUGGAAGGCUUCCUUCCUGAGGGCUGGCGUGUACCCUGAGCGUGUUGGGGACAAGGAGAAAGCCAGUGAGACCGAGGAGAACGGCUCUGAUAGCUUCAUGCACUCCAUGGACCCUCAGCUGGAGCGGCAGGUGGAGACCAUUCGGAACCUGGUGGAUUCGUACAUGGCCAUCGUUAACAAGACUGUGCGGGACCUUAUGCCCAAGACCAUCAUGCACCUCAUGAUCAACAAUACCAAGGAGUUUAUCUUCUCCGAGCUGCUGGCCAACCUGUACUCUUGCGGGGACCAGAACACUCUCAUGGAAGAAUCGGCCGAGCAGGCUCAGCGGCGCGACGAGAUGCUGCGCAUGUACCACGCACUGAAGGAGGCGCUCAGCAUUAUCGGCGACAUCAACACGACCACCGUCAGCACGCCCAUGCCCCCGCCCGUGGACGACUCCUGGCUGCAGGUGCAGAGCGUACCGGCCGGACGCAGAUCGCCCACGUCCAGCCCCACGCCGCAGCGUCGAGCCCCCGCCGUUCCCCCAGCCCGGCCCGGGUCGCGGGGCCCUGCUCCUGGGCCUCCGCCUGCUGGAUCCGCCCUGGGGGGGGCGCCCCCCGUGCCCUCCAGGCCGGGGGCUUCCCCUGAUCCCUUCGGCCCCCCUCCCCAGGUGCCCUCGCGCCCCAACCGCGCCCCGCCUGGGGUUCCCAGAAUCACUAUCAGUGACCCCUGAGGAGUGUCAGCUACGCCAGCCGAUCGGGUCAGGCAAGUCCAUCCCGUCCUGAGAGCCCCAGGCCCCCCUUCGACCUCUAACCAGAUCCCUUCUACUCCUCGGAGACUUCCCUUACCAAGCCUGCCUGGACAGCUGUUCUGUGACUUGACAGUGGCUCCCCCGGCCCUAAAGCGUGUUCCCUUCAUCUGUGACUUAGUCUGUUGUAGUGGUGAGCUACACAUCCAGAUGUGAUGCUGGUGAAAACUUGUGCCCUCUGUGGUAUUGCUCCUGCGACAUUCUAUAAAUAUCUAUAAAUAUACCUAUAUAUAUAUAUAUACACAUACAUAUAUAUGGCUGACACAGCCUCGCCUGUAGUAUCAGAAUCAACCAUCAUGCUGUCCUUGUGGAGUCUUGUGGUCCAACUACAAGGGAACACUGUCACUCUGACCCUCCUCCAAUGUGCCACCUCCAGUGAGCUUCUCUGUCCUCUUGGCCUGUGGACGGCCACCCCCUUGGCCAUCCCCACCCUGCAGCAUGGGGAUGCUGCACCAGCAGCUGUAUGGUUCUCAUAGCCACCAGUCUUGCUGUCUUGGCUGAGAAUAAAAUCCAUUUCCGGAUGA
Molecule: messenger RNA, 3280 nt
Organism: Chionomys nivalis (European snow vole)
Lineage: Eukaryota; Metazoa; Chordata; Mammalia; Rodentia; Cricetidae
Gene: Dnm1
Product: dynamin 1
Exons: 23
Coding region: 126-2681 (851 amino acids)
Cellular component (GO): microtubule; membrane; cytoplasm
Molecular function (GO): GTPase activity; GTP binding; microtubule binding
Source: RefSeq, a predicted model, not a curated record